Molecule: messenger RNA, 2929 nt
Organism: Dipodomys ordii (Ord's kangaroo rat)
Lineage: Eukaryota; Metazoa; Chordata; Mammalia; Rodentia; Heteromyidae
Gene: Opn3
Product: opsin 3
Exons: 4
Coding region: 118-1326 (402 amino acids)
Biological process (GO): G protein-coupled receptor signaling pathway
Cellular component (GO): photoreceptor outer segment; membrane
Molecular function (GO): G protein-coupled receptor activity
Source: RefSeq, a predicted model, not a curated record
CUUCCGCACCAUGGCCAGAGCCGCCCGCGGAUCCGGAGCCGCACCCUGUGCCUGGCGUGCGGUGGGCCGCUCGUCCCGUUGAACCUCCCCGAGGCCGAGCGGCGCGGGCGCCGGGCCAUGUACUCGGGGAACCGCAGCGGCGGCCAGGAGUACUGGGAGGACGGCGGAGCCGCCGGCUCGGAGGGUCCAGCGCCGGCGGGGACCCUGAGCCCCGCGCCCCUCUUCAGCGCGGGCGCCUACGAACGCCUGGCGCUGCUGCUGGGCUCGGCCGGGCUGCUGGGCGUCGGCAACAACCUGCUGGUGCUGGUCCUGUACUACAAGUUUCCGCGGCUGCGCUGUCCCACCCACCUCCUGCUGGUCCACCUCAGCCUGGGCGACCUGCUGGGGGCCGCGUGCGGCGUCGCCUUCACCUUCGUGUCCUGCCUGCGGAGCGGCUGGGUGUGGGACGCCGCGGGCUGCGUGUGGGACGGGUUUAGCCGCAGCCUCUUCGGGAUUGUUUCCAUAACCACCCUCACUGUGCUGGCCUAUGAACGUUAUAUCCGUGUGGUCCAUGCCAGGGUGAUCAAUUUCACCUGGGCCUGGAGAGCUAUCACCUACAUCUGGCUCUACUCACUAGCCUGGGCAGGAGCACCACUCCUGGGCUGGAACAGGUACAUCUUGGAUAUCCAUGGACUAGGCUGCACCGUGGACUGGAAAGCCAAGGAUGCCAACGAUUCCUCCUUUGUGCUCUUCCUGUUUAUUGGCUGCCUGGUGGUGCCAGUGGGAAUCAUAGCCCAUUGCUAUGGCCACAUUCUGUAUUCCAUACGAAUGCUUCGUUGUGUUGAAGAUCUUCAGACAAUUCAAAUAAUCAAGAUUUUACAAUAUGAAAAGAAAUUGGCCAAAAUGUGCUUUUUGAUGGCCCUCACUUUCCUCAUGUGCUGGAUGCCUUAUAUCGUGACCUGCUUCUUGGUGGUUAAUAGUCAUGGUCACUUGGUCACUCCAACAAUAUCUAUUGUUUCUCACCUUUUGGCUAAAUCAAGCACGAUAUACAACCCAGUUAUUUAUAUCUUCAUGAUCAGAAAGUUUCGAAGAUCCCUCUUGCAGCUCCUAUGUUUCCGGUUGCUGAGAUGCCAGCGGCCGGCCAAAGACCUACCAGCGGCCGGAAGUGAGAUGCAGAUUAGACCCAUUGUGAUGUCACAGAAAGAUGGGGACAGGCCAAAGAAGAAAGUGACUUUUAACUCUUCUUCCAUCAUUUUUAUCAUCACCAGUGAUGAAUCUCUGUCAGUUGAUGACAGUGUCAGAAGCAGUGGGUCCAAAGCUGAUGUAAUCCAAGUUCGUCCUUUGUAGAAAUGAAAGAUGGAGCCUUGGAUUGGACACUGUGUUUGGAUUUCCAUUAUAAGGAUUGUUCUAGAAUCCCCAUUCGAUAUAAUAUGAACAGAACUUUUAUGGCCCAGCAGGAUAUGGGGACUGCCAUAUGUUCUGUGGACUCAUGAAGUGAUAGUGAGGCAAAUUGUUUUAAUUCAAUAGGUGCUUUACAUGAAGAACCACUUAUGGUACCAUCAUCUUCUAAUGUGGUGGAAUUUCCAUUUAAAAAUAUUUUUAAGUGACUCUAUUUGCCAAAGCACAUCAUUUUCCUCAAAGUUAUUUCACUCUAAAAAUAGUGUCUCAUAAACACAUGUGAAAUAACAGAUGUCUGUGUUUUCUGUGAUGUUGGAUUUUAUUCAGUGUCAUAUUGUGUGUCUGACCAAAUUUAGUUUCUUACGGAACUAAUUCUGGAAUGAAAAUCCCUAUCUUUAAAACAAAAGGCUGUUGUUACAAACACAUAGUUUAAACACAUGAUAAAAAGGAAAUUCACAUGAAUAGGCUGCUGAGCAAGCUCCAGAAGAUGCAAGUAAGAAGCAUCAGAACCAACAGAAUAGGAUGACUUCAGGGUAGCUGUGGUAUAUGGUUAAUUCUGUAGUAGACAACACCCAUGAGAAAGGUAAUGAUGAUGGUAGUUGGUUACAUUUCAAAUGUGAGUGUGACAGGUGUUUAUUUUUCCUUUUAAUAAUUUUUCACAUUUUUGACGAGUUCUGGAUUUAGAAAAGGAGUGCUCAGUAAACAAACAUAUCUGAAGAUGAAAAGUGUUCAAGUGUAUUCAUAAGAAGUGUUAUUUAUUCUUCAUUUCUUAUCAGUCAGUCCACAGGAAGGGCAAGGUAACCACCAGGGACAACUCUGGGCACCUUCCAGCAGAGAGAUGAUGCCAAAGGAAUCAAUGUAACAAACUCCCUACUUAUUUGCCUUCCUGCAAGUUGUUGUCCUCAAAUUCUCAAUGUCCUUUUCCUUUUUCUGGUCACUUCUCUAGUUAUUUUCCUUUGUUAAAGAUGCUGCAUACACCAGGGAGUGUUAAACUUGCUCUUUGAGCUUUACUUAUUCUGUGGGUGUUUCCCACAUACACAUGGAAUGUGUACAUGUUCAUACACUUCUAUUUGUUUUUUUCUCUUAUCCAUCUGUGUUUCAUUAUGGAAUGAACCUAAGGUAGAACAAGGCAAAAGUUAUUUCUCCUCCCCUAGACAUGAAAUAUUAGGACUCAAGAAUGCCUUUGACAAUACAGAAAACACUGAGUCAUUAAUUUUAUUGCCUAGUUUUUAUUUCUUACAUAACUCUCCUAGUGUUAUCUCAUUCUAAUUAAUCAUAUUUGAAGGACUUAUAAGUGAUUCAUCAGCCUAUCGAGGAAGUAAGAACCAAAAAAAAUUAUUUCACCAAAUUCCCUUGUGAAAAUCAAUCUUAUGGCCAAUUCUGCCACCACAUGUAGUUCAAGAAUAAGCUAGUAAUAAGCACUAAAUUGCUUCUGGGGGUCUGAAAUGAAAUAAAAUAUGACUUCAUAUUUCUGUAAAACUUAUCUCUCUGUUUCCUUUCUGCUCUCGUGUAUGUAGAUAUUUGCUUUGUAAAUAAAAUCCUUUCUUAUCCU